Molecule: messenger RNA, 2395 nt
Organism: Nerophis lumbriciformis (worm pipefish)
Lineage: Eukaryota; Metazoa; Chordata; Actinopteri; Syngnathiformes; Syngnathidae
Gene: ism1
Product: isthmin 1
Biological process (GO): negative regulation of angiogenesis
Source: RefSeq, a predicted model, not a curated record
AGAGCACAACGUGCCAUGUUGCUCUGACACGCUCUCACCUCCUCUUCCUUCCUGCCGUGGCUCACCUCCAGGCGCGCAUUCUCGCACCAACACCGCCUUCAUCUUCCUCAUGGACGCACUCUGAAACACGCCCGUCAGGACUGAAGAGGGUCAACGACGCAUUCAUUCGGCUCCGUGGAGGACCAGCGAAGGCGGCACAUGGAGCACAAUGUGGACCAACGUGGACAAAAGUGGACUUGAGGACGCAACAAGUGGGAAUCAGAGCGCGCGAGCCGGACUCGAAACAUCUACGCCGCACGUGUGAACACUUACACUCUGCUGUGUUUACUAACUUCCUCGGACUAUUUUUAUUUAUUUAUUUAUUUUUUCGCAAUUCUGAUCCCCGAAGUGGCUCCGAAGUGGUGUUGCGGCUCCUCGUCCCCGGCGGAUCCGGAGAUCGGAGCCUCUGCACCGGGCGGAGGCGGGGCUCCGGCGGCCCCGAAGGGCGGCCGCGUCAGGAGGAUGGCACGGCUGGCGGCCGAGCUGCUGCUGCUGCUGGGACUUCUCCUUCUCACUCUGCACAUCACCGUGCUGAGGAGCAGCGCGCUGCCGCCCGCCAACGUCAGCCUGAGCCUGGAUCACAGCGAGCAGAACAUCAUCCAUGCAAAAAGCAGCUCGUCGGGCCAACUGACUCCUGACGGAUCAUGGCGGUCCAGUCCAGAGCGUCGGUUCGCCCACCGGUCCGCUGCUCUCCCGUGGACGCAAGGCACAGCCAGUAACGUCCACAAGGAUGGGCCCGGAGCUUUCCUGCUGGACCUGCACAAUUUCCCCGACCUCUCCAAAGCUGAUAUCAAUGGGCAGAAUCCCAACAUACAGGUGACAAUUGAGGUCGUGGAUGGUUUAGAAGCGCACGAGCCAGAAAAAGGCCACCGCAAGGAGAGCAAACCCAACUGGGCUUCUACCAACUGGAGAAACUGGUGGCCUCGCACGUCCUCCACAUCGUCCUCCACCACUCAUCAAGCGCCAGAGCACGAUCGGUCCUACGGAGAUAACGGCGAAGACAGCAACUUCUUGAGGCCGCCGGUGGAUUGGGACCGGAGAGGAGGUACCGGAGAAAGAGGCAAACCCCAAAUGGAAUACGACUACAUGGAUGGAGAGGGGGACUGGAGUAACUGGUCACUGUGCAGCGUCACCUGUGGAAACGGCAACCAGAAGAGAACCAGGUCUUGUGGUUACGCCUGUACCGCCACCGAGUCCAGAACCUGUGAUAUGCCAAACUGUCCAGGUAUUGAAGAUGCCUUCAAGACCGCAGCCACAGAAGUGAGCCUGCUGGCCGGAACAGAUGAUUUCAAUGCCACUGAGCUCUUCGGCGUUGACACAGACAGCUGCGAGCGAUGGAUGAAUUGCAAGAGCGACUUCUUGAAGAAAUACAUGAGCAAAGUGGCCAACGACCUCCCGAGCUGCCCUUGCUCGUACCCGACGGAGGUGGCGUACAGCACGGCCAACGUGCACGACGCCGCCUCGCGCAGAAGUUUCCGCUGGAAAGACGCCAGCGGGCCGAAGGAGAAGCUGGAGAUCUACAAGCCCACGGCGCGAUACUGCAUCCGCUCCAUGCUGACGCUGGAGUCCACCACGCUGGCCGCGCAGCACUGUUGCUACGACGACGGCAUGAAGCUCAUCACGCGCGGCAAAGGAGCGGGGACGCCCAAUCUCAUCAGCACCGAGUUCUCGGCCGACCUGCACUACAAAGUGGACAUCUUGCCCUGGAUCAUAUGCAAGGGGGACUGGAGUCGCUACAACCAGGCCAGGCCGCCCAACAACGGACAGAAAUGUCGCCACAACCCCCAGGAAGACGACUACUACAAGCAGUUCGAAGAAGCGACAGAGUUCUAGCCCUUCGCUUGGACGCUAUUCCAACAUGGUGAUGCCGCCAUUUUGGAUUCAAAGGUUCCGAGACUUUAAAGUACGAGAACCUGAAAUCAAUGAGAACCAUUUAUAUGGACACCAAGAACUACCUGGCACUGAAUAGUGUGCCUUUUAAAAAAAAAAAUAUACCUCUGAAAAAAAAUUAUGCUUUUUUUUUUUUUUUUUAGUGGUAUCCUGUCAUCAAUAAAGGGAGUUUCUAUUCUUAAAGGGAAAUGAAUAUUAGAUAGACAUGUCCAAGUGUGUGUGAUGGUUUCCCCCACAUUUUUUGCAUUUGCAGUAAACUUAUGUGUAUGUUUAGCAUGCAUUUAACAUUUAGCAUGCACAUAUCAUUCGUGAACAGACCUCCAUUGUAAAAAGUCUGCAUUGUCUUUCUGUAAAGUAUUUAUUUGAGUAGUAGCUGUGACUGAUGCGGGAAGAUUAAUGUCUCAGUGUAGGUUGAUAGUGGACUGUGUGAAUGCAAUAUAGUGGACAUAUUUUUGCAGGUUAUAAA